Molecule: messenger RNA, 1779 nt
Organism: Hipposideros armiger (great roundleaf bat)
Lineage: Eukaryota; Metazoa; Chordata; Mammalia; Chiroptera; Hipposideridae
Gene: CCSAP
Product: centriole, cilia and spindle associated protein
Exons: 5
Coding region: 416-1327 (303 amino acids)
Biological process (GO): regulation of mitotic spindle assembly
Cellular component (GO): axon; ciliary transition zone; centriole
Molecular function (GO): microtubule binding
Source: RefSeq, a predicted model, not a curated record
ACGGGCAGCCGCGCCGUUGGCGACAUCUUGCUCAGAAGGAAAGAGCGGGGGACAGCGGGCCGUUCCUGGCUGCCGCGCAACGCGCGCUGAGGCCCGGCCGCCGCGGCAGGAAGGCGGUAGGUCGCGGGCCGCCACUCCCGGGAGACAGCUCGGAGAACCCGGUGGCCAUCCUGCAUUCCGGGCUUCCCCAGCUCUGCCUCGGCACCGCCCCGGCCUCCCGCAGCCCCCUCACCCAGCCCGCAGCCUCAGGCUUCCGAGCUCCGAAACCACCCUCCGAGGGGACCGCUACCACCACAGCCCGGGCCGCUCCGCUCUCCUCCCGGGAGCCGCCCGCCUAGGACCCAGCCAGGGCUCUCAGGACUCGGUCACAAGGCGGCGGUGGCGCGGAGCGGCGUGCACUGGGGCGCGCGGCACCAUGUCCCCGGGCAGCGGGGUGAAGAGCGAGUACAUGAAGCGCUACCGGGAGCCGCGCUGGGACGAGUACGCGCCGUGCUACCGCGAGUUGCUGCACUACCGCCUGGGCCGCCGGCUGCUGGAGCAGGCGCACGCGCCCUGGCUCUGGGACGACUGGGGUCCGGCCGGAGCCUCGGACGACUCGGCGUCGUCGGCGUCGUCGGGCGCUGGGAGCCCCGCGCCACAGUGCGCCCGGGACUCGCCGCCGCCGCCGCCGCCCGCGGAGCUCGGGGCGCGGCAGGGGCAGGAACGGAUGGCGCGCGGGGCCCCGGAGGAGCCGGCCGGCGACACGGAGGCCGGCGACGCGGAGGCCGGCGACACGGAGGACACGUCUCUGCCAGCGCUGUCCCUGGAGUUUUUGCAUUGUUGUCGCAGACCGUUGCGUAACUCCGGCUGGCGGGUUCCCUUGUCCGUGCUGGGUCCCCUCUGCUUCUUGCCCACCCACUCGUCAGAAGGCGCGCACCCUCGUGCUGCCGUUGUGUGCAGGAGGAGCAGCGGCUGGAAAAUGGCUCGCGGACAGCAGCAAGGUGCCUUGUUUGCUAGAGGAGCUGGGAAAGCCGUCAGAAGUCCGCAAAGAUCAUCAAGCAAAACAAAAGAAAAGAAGCGACCGUUUGCUCUGUAUGGGUGGGGAGAGAAGCAGAUGAAUACAGGAAGCCAAAGGACUCACAACGUCCUGGUGUCCGCCCCGCUGAGCGAGAUUCAUGAGUCAGCAUUACGAGCCAAGAACAGGAGACAGGUGGAAAAGAGGAAACUGGCUGCUCAGAGGCAGCGGGCUCACUCAGACGAUGUGGAGAAAAGCAGAAGGACCAAGCCUUUGUCUUCGGAGAACCCGUGGAUGACUGAGUACAUGAGAUGCUACUCGGCUCGAGCCUAAAGGAAAAAGCAGCUGUCUGGACAGCUUCCUUUAAGAAGUCUAAAUGCAAGAAGAACAAACAAAAAUCAUCAAAAGCAACUGGACACAGGUCUAAAGAAACCAACUGAUUAUGCCGGGUUUUUCUUAAGGAGUUUCCUAAAGGUUGCUGUUUGGAUGAACCCUCGUCACCUUCCUCAGCAGCAAGGUGACUGACAGUUGAAACCACAGACACUUGGUUAUUUAUGAAGAUAAUUCCCUAAAUCUUUGAUAUUCUUACAAGGGUUUUGUUUUAAAGCAUCUUAAUCCUUUAAGAUAUCGACACCAAAUGCCUUUAAAUGGCUAUAGAUGCUUCACACUCAGUAAUUUUUCUAUAAGUUCUAUAAAUUUUCCCAGUCUUUUCCCUCAUACCUUCCUAUUGUUUUGAAUAUUACAAAAGUACUAGUACAUGGUUAAAAUAACUUAAAAUAAAAAGA